Molecule: messenger RNA, 844 nt
Organism: Syngnathus acus (greater pipefish)
Lineage: Eukaryota; Metazoa; Chordata; Actinopteri; Syngnathiformes; Syngnathidae
Product: cytochrome b-245 chaperone 1 homolog
Exons: 6
Coding region: 141-734 (197 amino acids)
Source: RefSeq, a predicted model, not a curated record
CGCAUCCAGGAAGGAAGUGUCGCCCACAAAAUACACGAGUCGAACUUCCUUAUCUCCUCAUCAAUUAUCCUGUACCUUUUCAUUUCGAAUAAAAAUAAAAUUGCGAAAGCUCUCGUAUAUCGAUUCAUUCAAGGUAAGAUAUGGGAUACAUGGUAGUCGAGGAGCACAGCUCUACAAAGCUCCACCUGAAGAGAGACCCUGGCAUUCGUUCCUGGUCUCUUUGUAUUGGUAUGGCAGCUGUUGGGUUGGCGGCAGCCUACUACAGCUCAGAUAGCAUCUUGUGGAAGCUUUUCUAUGUCACCGGAUGUCUGUUUGUGGCCAUUCAGAACAUGGAAGAGUGGGAGGAGGCAGUCUUUGACAAAACUAAGAAUCUGAUUCACCUCAAGAACAUUAGCUUGUACACUUUAGUUCUGACGCUAUGGAAAAGGGGCCAAGAGAAAGUUGUUUUGGACUUGAAGCAUCUGCAGGAUGUCUGUGUCCAAGAAGAAAAAGUCCGAUAUUUGGGAAAAGGCUACAUGGUGAUGUUGCGUCUGGCGACAGGUUUCUCCUACCCGCUGACUCAGAGUGCCACAGUUGGGGGGCGAAGUGAUGUGGAGGCUGUAGCUGCGUUGCUCAAACGCUUUUUGGGGAUGGAGGAGCGGCAAGAGCAGAAAGAAAUGAGUGAGUGUGCAGAGGAGGAAGCUGAUUUUUUGGAUAACAGCAGCGAAUCCGAGGAUGAAGAAGAAAAACCUUGACCUCAUCUCAUUUGAAAGUAAGUUUGAGAUGACGUCAUUGCUAAGGGAAAACAAUGGCUCAGAUAACUAUCAUGCUUCGAUUGCAUGUUCAUGCUCACUUACAAACCUUA